UAAACCACACACACACACACACACACACACACACACACACACACACACACACAAAGCAUAUAAGCAGCUCAUUCUGUAAAAUGUGCUAAGAUAUUAUUCUAGGUUGAAUAAAUGAUUAACUGUGGGAUUAGAGAAUACUGAAGGACUCUGGAAGUCUAGGAGUAAACAAGUUCAAAUAAGUCCCAAAGAGACAUCCUGUGAUCCCCCAGUCCACAUUCAGCCUGGGACCAGAGUGACCAUGGUGACCUUGAGAUUAUGUCUAACUUUUGAUUGGAAAUAAACAAGUUUUUAUUUUAUUUUUUGCUCGUGUUUCUGAAGAAGUACUAAUCAUCCUGGUGGUGGCUUUCAUCCAAAAAUCUGACCUUUGUCCAACGACUGUUUAGGUGCUACAGUAGCUUAGUGGUUAAGGCAUUGAUUGGACUUUAAUGAGGGGUUUGAUAACCGCCAACUUGAGGGGUUUAGGGGUUUAUGAUCCAAUGGCAUGUCUAAAUGUUUUGAAGUCCAACAUUUUUUUGUGUUUGCUUAUUUGACAAUUUCAAAAUAAGAUUAUUUAUGGAUCUUGUGUAUUUAUUUCUUCAUCUUUCUACACAGGGAAUAGGUUUCUAUAAAGUGGGCAAUGUGCGUACUUGUAACUAUUUGGUUUGUUGUACAAUUGUGAAUUGCAUGAUGUCUUACCAUUCAGAUGGUAUGUUGCAUCCUGAAGAUAUUGAUGCAGCAUCCCAAGCGCACAAAGUUUGAUAAGUGACAAUUGACAUUUUUUUUUUAUAUAUAUUUUGUUUGACAUUGCUUUUUUGGAUUAUAAAGUUAGUAUGAGUUCACAUCGUCAGAAAGUAAAAUGUUACAUGUAUGUUUCAGUGGGUGUAAGGUGUAAUCACCUGGCGUCUGUGGCCACAGAUAAGGAAUUUUUAUUUCAACAUUAAAAGAUGGCUAUAUCUGUCUUUAUCUGUAUUGGGAUGGUGGCAGGAGAGAGAGGAUGAAAAGAAAAGAGCAUCAGGAGAGUACAAACCUGUGGUUAACAAUCUUGUGACUUGUUCAUCAACUGAAACAUACAUGUUCAAGAAAUGUUGAAACAUCGCUUUGACAUUUAAGCAUUUUUUUUGUUUGUUUGUUAAAAUGUAAAAUGUUUUGUUUGAAUUGUUUAUUGUAAAGAAAUAAAUAUUUGUUUCAGAGUACUGUUGUCAUUCAGGCAUUUUUCAUCUGGGCCAAGGGUGUGUAUAAAGUGGCUAGAUUAAGGUUUGUUUUGAGGCAGACAGGUGGAACCAACUUAUUUGGUCCUAUGGGACCAGAAUCGGGCCAACUGUAGUCAUAGAUUUGGCUGAGAUAUGGCUAUGCCAUGGGCCAUAUGGGGCCCAGGUUUUGGCAACCAGACCUGGUCCAGUCUGUAUUUGGGCAAAGUGAAAGUGAAAGUGGGUUGUGUGGCCCAUCACUGGAUCAAACCAGUCUAUCUUCAUAGUACUGUUUAUUUAUUUGUUUGUUCACUUACUUAUAUACUGACUUAAAUUUGCAGUAAAUAAAUCUGAAGAAUUGUCUCUCAGUGCAGCACAACACAAAGUGUUACUAUUUCAGUCCUAAUGGUAUUUUUUUAAUUAUUAUUCGUUUGUUUGUAUGUUUAUUUAUUUACCUCUUUAAAAUUGAAGCAAAUUAAGCUGAUAAAUGGACUCGCAGUGCAGCACAACCCUGACAUAAUAUGUUCAUUAUAUCCAUAGUGUGCUGCAAUCGAGAGUGCAUGUUUAGGGCUGUGUGCGCGUGCGCAUGACCACGUCGAGUUGAAACUUCCGACUUGGCAACCCAACUCUUUUUUGCAGAAUUUCGGCAAGCCAUUUUAUACAGCAAUCCCACCCGCUCACACACAGCAUUUGCAAAUUAUACAAAGUGAUCACAUGUCUCACACACUUUACUUUUAGUUGGAGUGAUGUCAAUAAAGAAAGAGUCCAAGCCUAACCUGAGCCUCUCUCAGGUGACAGAAAUCACUGCACGUCUUUUUGGGUUAACUGUAUCCUCCAUACGUCCUCUGCCCAGUUACGAUGAUCAGAACUUUCACGUCAUGUGUGUGAACGCUGGUGAGUUUGUGCUGAAGGUUAUGAACUCUUCGGACAGUGAGAACAUCAAACUGCUUGAGCUGCAGACACACAGCAUGAACUUCCUGCAGCAGAACGGACUACCGUCUCAAACGGCACUAUGCAGUGUCGCAGGGGAGAUGAUGACUUUGGAGGAGAUCGAUUGCGGAUAUGGCCUGCAGAAAUAUUUGGUGCGUUUGUUAACGUACCUGCCGGGAACUCCAGUGGCCAAAAUCACCUGCACACCACAGAUACUGUAUGAACUGGGGAAAACAGCUGCCAUGCUGAACCAGGUUUUACUGCGGAUGGAGCAUGAGAACCUCAGGGUUCUUCAGCGAGAGAACUUCAUCUGGAGUUUGUCCUGUGUUCCUAUGAUAAAUGAUUAUCUCUCUGUGAUGGACGGAGAUCCAAUGCAGCUCAUCGUUAGAGGAGUUAUUGAUCAGUACCAAAAGCGAGUAGUACCGAAACUCCCCUCCUUCCGCAAGUGUAUAAAUCAUGGUGAUAUGAAUGAUCACAACAUCCUCGUACAGCAGGAUGGGCCUUCCCGUUACAAGAUCAGCGGGAUUCUGGACUUUGGCGAUAUGAGCAGUGGUUAUUUUGUGUUUGAGCUGGCGAUCGCGAUCAUGUACAUGAUGAUCGAGAGCCUCUAUCCGCUUGAAGUGGGUGGCCCGGUGAUAGCAGGGUUUGAGAGCGUGGUUCCUCUAAACUCUGAUGAGAAAGACUCUUUGUAUCUGCUGGUGCUGAGUCGGUUCUCUCAGUCGCUGGUGUAUGCACGUUCUGCGGUUCUACAGCAGCCAGAAAAUGAAGAGUACCUGAUGACCACGGCAAAAAAAGGAAACAGACACCUACAGCUUCUGUGGGAAAAAGGAAAAGAGGAGGUGGAGAAAGUGUGGUUCGGUGGUGCUGCGAAUAUCUCAAUGUUGAUUGCUGAUAGUAAGCCCUUACCCCAAACCCUAAAACCGAAAUAAUAAUUGCUCAUCUCAGCAAACACAACUUUAACCAAUUGCCCUAAUGCUUAACCUGAACCUGCUAGCUAUAAACUAAUCAAGACUGCAGUCACACGUCAUGUUUAAGAUGGAAUUGAGUAACACAGAUUCAUUUAGAUCAAACAGUAGAUACACUAUAUGGACAAUACCUUUGGGACACAUGACUUUACAUACAAUUAUACAAUCUCCUAGUUCAAGUAAAGGGAAAACCCAAACCUGUUCCAGCUUGAUGAUGCUCUGUGCACAA
Silurus meridionalis is the source of this 3290-nucleotide messenger RNA. RefSeq names its product hydroxylysine kinase, tandem duplicate 2 (gene hykk.2). The record is from RefSeq and is a predicted model, not a curated record. The coding region runs from base 1913 to 3025 and encodes 370 amino acids. Gene Ontology annotation, molecular function: amino acid kinase activity. The transcript has 5 exons. NCBI's taxonomy places the organism in Eukaryota, Metazoa, Chordata, Actinopteri, Siluriformes, Siluridae.